This is a messenger RNA of Diprion similis, 801 nucleotides long. RefSeq names its product probable 28S ribosomal protein S25, mitochondrial (gene mRpS25). The transcript is spliced from 3 exons. NCBI's taxonomy places the organism in Eukaryota, Metazoa, Arthropoda, Insecta, Hymenoptera, Diprionidae. The record is from RefSeq and is a predicted model, not a curated record. Gene Ontology annotation, molecular function: structural constituent of ribosome. Bases 12 to 515 code for a protein of 167 amino acids. Gene Ontology annotation, cellular component: mitochondrion.
AAUCUAGAAAAAUGCCUUUUAUGAAAGGACCGGCACCUAUAAGAAGGACCAUAAAAUACUUGGAGAGCGGUAGAUUGGUCCUUAAAAACAAAAUAAAGAUAUUAUCGAUAAACUACAACACGACCGGAGAAACUCAUCACGGUGCCAGGGACUUCGUAUUUUGGCAUUUGCCCCAGCUACAGUAUAAAAAUCCGGACGUUCAGAUUGUAACGUUUAAGAACAUGACUCCAUCGCCAUUUAUCAAGUGCUACUACGAUGAUGGAAGACACAUGCUGAUAGAUAUAGACAAUACCCCCAAAGCAGAUGUGCUAGAACAUCUCAUCUCUGUAGUUGGAAAAUCUCAGAAACAAUUAGCUGAGGAAGCAAUCAUUGCGGUGAAAAAGGAUAAUCCUGCUAACUUUGGCAUAGGCUGCGAAAAAAGUUGCAUCUGCGAAAUACCAGGACAGUUGCCUUGCCCGGGAUUGAUUCCCCUGCCACUUACAAUGCGGGGCAAACACAAGAACCGUGUAGACUAGGAUUAUUAUUAAGAAUUGGAGUUUAGUUGUUCUACUACAAUAUCGUAACCUAAAAGUAUAGCUGUAAAGUAUGUGAAUUAGAAAAUGCAAUUUGGUUAUUCUUGUAUAUAUUUGUUUUACUGUAAAAAUGUCAUAAUACACUGUAGGAAAAUACAUGUACGUCAAAUAUGAUACACAAAGUCAGUAUUCAAUGGAAAUACUUGUACUUAUAACACUUGCCUUGAAAGACUUUAUUAGCAUAGGAAUCAUUUGCAGCGAUUAAGAUCUCUUAAUCGUGGAAGGAUUG